CAUCGACGUCGAUGAUCGACACUCUAAAUAUCAAAUUCGUUAAAUUAUCAAUAAUGCAAGGUUUAUUUGUGUUUUCUAUAAAUAGAAGAGUUGAAUCGUGAUAUUUCUCAUUUAUGUUUAGUCAAGAUUAGCGCAAUUUCAGUUUGGAAUAAUGUGUGCACUGUGUUCAACUUCCGUGAAGCCCCAAGCAUUUUAAUUGGCCCCUGAGAGUUGAUUAUGAACUCUCUCCUGACGACUCAAUUUCGUUCCCGAUCUAUAUGAUCUCAUGGAUGAGCCCGGGGGGCUCGUAAGGCUGGGUUUUAACGAUGGAGACGGAGUCCGUGCGGUCUGAGUUAAGUAGUCGAUCGAGAAGGAGUUCGAGACAUCGCCAACAUACACAUCGUAGCACCCGGAGUUCAAAAUCGCAUAAAAAGGACGACAUAAUGGCCCCUUUCCAAACAAGUGUAAACAUAAACCCUGAAAUGGGCAGAGAUGGACAAGAAGUUAUAGAAGUUCAGAUACUACCCCAGGACGAAAACUGGGGUGAAAACACUACUGCGAUCACUGGAAAUACUUCUGAAGGCUCACAGUCAAUGGAGGAUAUAAAUAACUGGCCAUUAGAAUCAGAUGGGGGAAUAGGCUUUGUCUGUUCUAGAUACUUUGGUGCUACAAUUGCUUUAGGACUUUCGUUCGUGUCAUUUGUAAGCCCGUUAGCAAUGGUCGUGUUGCCUAAAAUUGGAUUUUUUCCUGGAUUGACAGACAAUAUUGCUUUACAGCCCAGUCAGAGAAUACAGUUACUAUCUUGUGCUGCAGAAUGUAAAGGAAUUUUGCUAUCAUUAGCCUUCAAACUAGUGUUACUUGCUAUUGGAGUGUGGGCGGUGUUUUUCCGACCACGUAAUGCAAUUCUACCCAGAAUAUUUGUGUUUAGAGCAAUGACGUUAGUCAUUCUUGCUGUAUGCAUCUUUUCAUACUGGUUAUUUUACAUUGUACAAAUCACAGAAGCGACAAAAGCCUUAGCUCUUGGCGAAGAAGCAAUUGAUUACAACAAUUUAGUUUCAUACGUAUCAAGUUUUGCCGAUACAUUGCUCUUUAUUCAUUAUAUUGCUGUUAUAUUGAUGGAAAUUCGGCAUUUGGAACCAGUGUAUUAUAUUAAGAUUGUGAGGAGUCCAGAUGGUGAAAGCCGAUCUUUUGCAAUUGGUCAAUUAAGUAUUCAAAGAGCAGCUGUAUGGGUGCUACAGAAGUAUUACACGGAGUUCCCAAUUUAUAACCCAUAUUUGGAGAAGAUAUCGAUAUCGAAGUCUCAGAGGAAAGGACAGUCGAGUAUUAAGUUUUAUGAAGUUGAUGGAUCUAAUGCUAAUACUCCAGGACAAGCAAGGUCUACAACAGGCUCGUGCACGGGCAGCGCCGGCCGCCGCCGCGACUCCGGCUCGACGCACAACGAGCGCUACUACGAAGAGGCGGAGCGCGAGCGGCGCGUGCGCAAGCGGCGCGCCCGGCUGCUCACCGCCGCCGAGGACGCCUUCGCGCACGUCAGGAGGGUGAGGGUGUCCAGUGCUAACGGUGGAGCCCUCGGCCCACGCGAAGCAGCGCAAGCAGUGUUUCCAUCACUGGCUCGAGCAUUGCAGAAGUAUUUGCGAGCGACUCGACAGCAGCCCAGACAUUCUGCUGAUUCUGUACUCGCCCAUCUCGCUCGCUGUCUUUCCCAGGACGCGUCUCCUCGCGCCUUCCUUGAGCCGUUCUUCGUCGAAGGGCCAGUGUUAUCUGCUGAGCAAGAGACUAGACCCUUACAAAGAUGGUCACUAGUGUCAGAUGAAUUGCUGGCAAGACCGCUUGCAGACGGUAUAGAGUUCCAACUGCGACAAGGUGACAUAUCACUAAUUUGCUCCAUAAAGCAACUGCCCAAGUUCAGUCUGACUGAAGAAGUGGUAGACCCAAAGAGCAACAGGUUUGUUCUUCGCUUGAACUCCGAGACGUCCGUUUGACAGGACGACUUCUUGACUAAGGAAGGUCAUAGGUUGGUAUGACAUUGGGACUUUAUUUAAAACUUGUCAGACACUUGGUUUUUUUUAAGGUGGACUGAUAAUAGUGAUCGGUGCUUAUUUACCUAAACAUCACUUUUUAUCUCCAGGAAAUAGUAUAUGGAUAUGCCUUUUUGAAUAAAAAUAUAUAAAUAAAUUUAGUCAAUCCCAGAUUCUCUGCUUGAGUAAUUAAUAUUAUUUACUAAAUAACAGCAAAUUAACUACAAAAUUUUAAUAAUUGUUUUACUAAAUACAGAUUAAAAUGUACAUAGAAUGUACCUAGAUUGCCAAAGCGUGUGAAGUGAUUUGAAAAUAACGGGGAGGAUCAGUUAAGGGAUGAUCAGGGGACUGAGGUAGCAGACGUUAUCACUUGUAUAAAUACUUUAACGUAGAACUCAAGCCAUGAUAAUAACGCAAUGUUUACUGAGUCUAACAGUUUAAGUCUUAAAAGUGAGUUUAUAUACAUUAUAUAUUCAAUGAAAAAAUAUUAUUAUACAACUGCCACUGUGGCCGAAUGGUUACCACACUGGACUGCCACGCGAGGCCGGGAGAUAUGUUUGUGU
Messenger RNA from Hyposmocoma kahamanoa, 2560 nucleotides. RefSeq names its product vang-like protein 1 (gene Vang). Gene Ontology annotation, cellular component: plasma membrane. NCBI's taxonomy places the organism in Eukaryota, Metazoa, Arthropoda, Insecta, Lepidoptera, Cosmopterigidae. Bases 306 to 1961 code for a protein of 551 amino acids. The transcript has 5 exons. Gene Ontology annotation, biological process: establishment of planar polarity; multicellular organism development; Wnt signaling pathway, planar cell polarity pathway. The record is from RefSeq and is a predicted model, not a curated record.